Messenger RNA from Strongylus vulgaris, 318 nucleotides. NCBI's taxonomy places the organism in Eukaryota, Metazoa, Nematoda, Chromadorea, Rhabditida, Strongylidae. The record is from the annotation of a GenBank genome assembly.
AUGGGAGGUAUGAUUGCUUCGAUGAUAGCAGCUCUCGGUGAAUUUCUAUACAGGUCUAGGAUAGAGGCGAGGAAGGCAAAUCCUAACUCACUUGUGGGGAAUUUUGCGAAAAACCUAAAAUCUGCUUUAUCGUCCCAGCUGCGACUAUCACUUCAAGGUGGAGCAGUAGCGCAGCCAGGAUCCCAAUCGCAUGAAGCCUUGAGGAGACAGCAGGCCGCAUCAUUCCUACCCGCAUCAAAUAACGACGAAAAGAAUGAACGACACUUGGAUAGAGGCGCUGGUUUGAGCUCUACGUUUGCCUAUAACACUGCAGUAUAG